CCUUAAGGGCAAAAAAAGGCUUGAUUAGGCCAUGACGCCCCAUCAAAAGUGGGUUAAUCUUCAACUAUUUAAACAUCUCCUACUGAUUCAUCGGAAUAUAGUUUGAUCUUUGGCUGGUAAGGUUCAGCAACUAAAUUUUCAACAUGAUCUCAAAGGUAAUACUUUUGUGUCUCGCCUCACUGGCUGCAGCUCAGUACGGACCGAGCUACGGAGCACCUGCACCUUCUUACCCAAAACCUUACGCAGCUGAAGCAUAUCCAAAACCUUAUGCACCUCAAUACGAAGAAAAGCCCCAACCAUAUGCUUUUGGAUACGACGUUAAAGAUGAGUAUGGUGCUACACAAAACCGAAAGGAAGAAAGUGAUGACUAUGGUAACAAGAAAGGAUCUUAUGGAUACACCGAUGGUUAUGGCAUUUACAGACAAGUUGAUUACGUAGCUGAUGAAAAAGGAUUUCGCGCUGUAAUCAAAACUAACGAACCUGGAACCGACAACCAAGAUUCCGCUGAUACUGAUGUUCACUCAGAUGCUGCUCCAGUCAAAUACGAAUCAGCUCCAGUCAAAUACGAAUCAGCUCCAGCAGUAUACAAACCAGCACCAGCAUACAAACCAGCACCAGCAUACAAACCAGCACCUUCCCCAUACAAGCCAGCUCCAGAAUACAAACCAGCACCCGCCCCAUACAAACCAGCACCAGCAGUUUACGCACCAGCCCCAGUUCCCUACAAACCAGCACCCGCUGUCUAUGCUCCAGAACCAUACAAACCUGCAGCUUAUGCUCCAGCUCCAGAACCAUACAAACCUGCAGUUUAUGCUCCUGAACCAGCAUACAAAGCUCCAGUUUACGCCCCUGAGCCAGCCUACCAACCAGCUCCAGUUCACUACGCUCCUGAACCCGAAUACAGGCCAGCACCUGAACCUGCAUACAAACCUUACCAACCAGAACCAAAAAUCUACCAAGAAUCUGCUCCAGCAUAUCAACCUCCUGUAUACUCAGGCCCCCCAAGUGACAGCUACGCUCCCUACUAAAAAUUUGGACUGAAAAUGUAAAAAACUUAUUUAUUUUAUUUAAAUUUCAAUGUUUUCAAUGUUUGUUAUGUUCCUCUUGACUGUAAAUUUGUAAAUGUAUCAAUGAAUGUCUCCAGUUGUUGGAAUAAAACGAUCGAAAGAA
Messenger RNA from Parasteatoda tepidariorum (common house spider), 1170 nucleotides. RefSeq lists its product as uncharacterized. Gene Ontology annotation, cellular component: chitin-based extracellular matrix. The record is from RefSeq and is a predicted model, not a curated record. Lineage: Eukaryota; Metazoa; Arthropoda; Arachnida; Araneae; Theridiidae. Gene Ontology annotation, molecular function: structural constituent of chitin-based larval cuticle.